This is a messenger RNA of Metarhizium brunneum ARSEF 3297, 801 nucleotides long. RefSeq lists its product as uncharacterized. The record is from RefSeq and is a predicted model, not a curated record. Lineage: Eukaryota; Fungi; Ascomycota; Sordariomycetes; Hypocreales; Clavicipitaceae.
AUGGCUCACUUUGACACGUACGACGUCAUCUCGGUCGUCGGCAUCCCCAUCUACGUCGUCUUCCUCGCCGGCGCCGUCUUCCUCUCCGUCAAGCACGGCUUCAAGCAGUCCUCGGGCUGGCGGUACCUCAUCGUGCUCGCCGUCGCCCGCAUCAUCGGCUUCUCCUUCCGCCUCGCCAUCAUGAACGACCCGGCAAACACGUCCCUCUGGAUCGGCUGGAUGACGGUCAACGGCCUGGGCCUGGGCCCCCUCGUGCUCGUGCUGCUCGGCCUCCUCAGCCGCGUCUUCGACUCGGUCAACCGCCAGGGCCACGUCGUCCUGACCCCGACGCACCAGCGCCUGGUCCAGCUGCUCGUCCUCGUCGCCAUCGUCGUCACCAUCGUCGGCGGCACCCAGUCCGACUUUAGCUUCCGAAACGGCGCCGUCAGCGUCGACUACGCGACCGCCAGCCGCGUCGGCGUCGGCCUCAUGAUUGCCGCCGUCGUCCUGCUGUGUCUCGAGGCGCUCGUCGCCUUCCGGAACCAGGGCUACGUCGCGCAGGGCGAGCACCGCAUCUUGCUGGGCGUCGUUGCCUCGCUGCCGUUUGUCAUUGUGCGCCUCGUGUAUUCCUGCCUGACUGUCUUUGCCGGCGUCAACUCCAACGUGUGGAUCUAUCUGGGCAUGGGUGUCCUGAUGGAAAUGGUGGUGGUGUUUAUGCUCGAGGUUUUGGGCUUCACGCUGGACAGGGCGCCCCGAGAGGCCAAGAGUGACGAUCCUGAGCUGCUAGCUCGGCGAGGCGGCCAGCAGUAUACCAGACGUUAG